UUUUAAAAAGUCUAAUUUAUUAAAAGAUAAGUAAAAAUGGCUGCCCGAGAAUCUGGUAGAAUAAAAGAUGCAUAUCAGAAAAGAAUGCUCGAUGAAGCUGCUCGUAAACGUAGACAAAAGAAAGCAUUGGAAGCUCUGGAACAGGAUAAUUUUCAUGAUGACCCCCAUGCAGAUUUAGUAAUGAGUAAAAAGGUUCCAAAGUUUCAAGAAACCUUAGAUAACAGAGGUGGCAGAAGGAAAAAGACUAGAUCAGCAGAAUAUUACAAACAACGUUUUCGUAAAACAUUUGCUCAGUUAGUAGAAGAAGAUCUAAAUAUUAAUCCAAAUCCUCCUAAUUAUGCAUCUGCACAAGCACCCCCAUCUCGUUUUCCUGAAAGACAGUUUUGUGCAGUUUGUGGUUUCCCUAGUAAUUAUACAUGCAUUCCAUGUGGUGCUAGAUAUUGCAGCAUGAAAUGUUUAGGUACUCAUCUUGACACAAGAUGUUUAAAAUGGACAGCUUAAUUAAUAAUUGUUAUCAUAGUUAUAAGCUUAAUUAUAUUACACAAAGAAAAUAUUCAAAAUUUGAUUUUUCAUGUGAACAGUUGUAAAAAAUACAUCAUCUUCAUUGUAAAUAAAUACAUUAC
Molecule: messenger RNA, 623 nt
Organism: Osmia lignaria (orchard mason bee)
Lineage: Eukaryota; Metazoa; Arthropoda; Insecta; Hymenoptera; Megachilidae
Product: zinc finger HIT domain-containing protein 1
Biological process (GO): chromatin remodeling
Source: RefSeq, a predicted model, not a curated record